AAUCAAACCACGACGCGAUCUGAACGUUCCCGUUCACAUCCCCACAUCUUCGCUCUGUUACCCUGCGCGCAGGAUUGAGUCAGACUUCACUGAACCAACUCGCCCCCGCGGAUCGGACGUUUAUACCUCCCGAGGCAACUCGGUGUUGAGGCUUCGUGGCUUCAGAUCUGUCGCUUGAGCUCGCCGUGAAAAAAAAACAAAAAAAACUGGGAAUGGCUUCCUCGGAAGUCGAUUCCCGACUGAGCCGAGUCGUAACGCCAGCUCUAGAGAAGAUCGUCAAGAACGCUUCGUGGCGUAAACACUCCAAGCUCGCCGCCGAGUGCAAAUCCGUCAUCGAGCUGCUCAAUUCGCCGCGGAAAUCGCCCGAUCCCGACGAUUCCUCCUCCUCCUCCGUUCCUCCAGGUCCGCUUAACGACGGCGGCUCGGUGGAAUACUCGCUCGCCGACUCCGAACACAUCUUCGCCCCUCUGAUCAACGCCUGCGGCACCGGCCUGGUGAAGAUCGUCGAGCCUGCGAUCGACUGCGUUCAGAAACUCAUCGCGCACGGCUACAUUCGCGGCGAAUCGGAUCCGUCGGGUGGAGCUGAGUCAAUCCUCUUGUUUAAACUGAUCGAGUCUGUUUGUAAGUGCCACGAUCUAGGAGACGAAGCGAUUGAGCUGCCUGUGCUCAAGACUCUGUUAUCAGCGAUCAACUCCAUCUCCCUGAGGAUCCACGGGGACUGUUUGCUUCUGAUCGUGCGCACGUGCUACGAUAUUUACUUGGGAAGCAAAAACGUGGUGAAUCAGACGACUGCUAAGGCGUCUCUGAUUCAGAUAUUAGUGAUUGUGUUUCGGAGAAUGGAGGCGGAUUCAUCAACCGCCCCCAUUCAGCCGAUUGUAGUGGCUGAGCUAAUGCAGCCGGUUGAGAAAUCUGAUGCGGAUGGGACGAUGACGCAGUUUGUUCAGGGCUUCAUCACCAAGAUUAUGCAGGAUAUCGACCCUUAAAACGGCUCAAGGGGCUCCUACUGCUACAUCUUCAACGCUGUUGCCACCUCAGGAGGCAGCUAUGAAACUUGAAGCCAUGAAGUGCUUAGUAGCCAUAUUGAAAUCAAUGGGAGAAUGGUUGAACAAGCAGUUGCGCCUGCCAGUUUCUAAUUCGCUGAAUAAAUCUGAAGCACUUGAGAUCGAUCUGGGACCCGGAAGUCCUCAGUUGGCAAAUGGAAAUGCUGAUGAGUCUGCUGACGGAUCAGAUACCUAUUCUGAAUCUCCAGGAGGUACAUCUGAUGCUCUGGCCAUCGAGCAGCGCCGGGCUUACAAGCUCGAACUUCAGGAAGGUAUUUCUCUUUUUAAUCGGAAGCCAACAAAAGGCAUUGAGUUUCUCAUCAAUGCGGGUAAGGUGGGUGAGUCUCCUGAAGAAAUAGCAGCUUUUCUCAAAGAUGCGUCAGGGUUAAAUAAAUCUUUGAUAGGCGAUUAUCUUGGGGAAAGAGAAGAGUUACAUCUCAAGGUGAUGCAUGCGUAUGUGGAUUCUUUUGAUUUCCAAGAGAUGGAAUUUGAUGAGGCAAUAAGAACCUUUCUGGAAGGUUUUAGGCUGCCAGGAGAAGCACAAAAGAUUGACCGAAUCAUGGAAAAGUUUGCUGAACGUUACUGCAAGUGUAAUCCUAAGGUGUUUACUAGUGCAGACACAGCUUAUGUUCUUGCAUAUUCUGUGAUCAUGCUCAAUACUGAUGCCCACAAUCCCAUGGUGAAGAACAAGAUGUCUGCCGAUGACUUUAUUAGAAACAAUCGGGGAAUAGACGACGGAAAAGAUUUACCUGCGGACUACAUGAGAUCGCUGUAUGAACGGAUAACUAAGAAAGAGAUAAAGAUGAAAGAAGAUGAUUUAAAUUUGCAACAGAAACAAUCCACAAGCUCAAACAGAAUGCUUGGUUUGGAUGGUAUAUUAAACAUAGUGAUCCGUAAGCAGGGGGGAGAUUCAUAUGUUGAAACAAGCGAUGAUCUGAUGAAGCAUAUGCAAGAGCAGUUUAAGGAAAAAGCUCGCAAAUCAGAGUCAACCUACUAUGCUGCAACAGAUGUGGUUAUUCUCCGAUUCAUGAUUGAGGCUUGUUGGGCUCCUAUGCUUGCUGCAUUCAGUGUGCCGCUAGACCAGAGUGAUGAUUUGACAGUUAUCCACUUAUGUCUGGAAGGCUUCCACCAUGCAAUCCAUGCUACUUCGUUGAUGUCAAUGAAGACUCAUAGAGAUGCUUUUGUGACUUCACUAGCGAAGUUCACUUCACUUCACUCCCCAGCGGAUAUCAAGCAAAAAAAUAUUGAGGCCAUUAAGGCGAUUCUCAAACUUGCUGAUGAAGAGGGCAACUAUUUGCAAGAUGCCUGGGAGCAUAUACUAACUUGUGUUUCCCGUUUUGAGCAACUACAUCUCUUGGGAGAAGGUGCUCCUCCCGAUGCCGCUUUUUUUGCUUCCAAGCAAAAUGAGUCAGAGAAAUCAAAGCAACCCAAACUAAAUGUGCUUCCUGUUCUGAAAAAGAAAGGUCCCGGGAAAAGUCAAUAUGCAGCUACCGGUGUCCUGAGGGGUUCAUAUGACAGCAUGAGUUUUGGUGGAAAAGGUUCUAGGAACGUGAGACAAGACCAGAUGAGCAGUAUAGUCUCUAAUUUAAACCUGUUGGAGCAGGUUGGUGAAAUGAAUCUAAUAUUCGCACAGAGUCAGAAUCUGAACAGUGAAGCUAUAAUAGACUUUGUUAAAGCUCUCUGCAAAGUUUCUAUCGAUGAGUUGCGGUCUCCUUCUAAUCCACGCGUUUUUAGCCUCACAAAGAUUGUUGAGAUAGCGCAUUAUAACAUGAACCGCAUAAGGCUUGUUUGGUCAAGCAUCUGGCAAGUGCUAUCGGGUUUCUUUGUGACCAUUGGAUGCUCAGAGAAUCUUUCUAUUGCAAUUUUUGCGAUGGACUCUUUGCGCCAGUUGUCAAUGAAAUUCCUGGAACGGGAGGAGUUGGCUAAUUACAACUUCCAGAACGAGUUUAUGACACCUUUUGUCAUUGUUAUGCGUAGAAGUAAUGAUGUUGAGAUCAGAGAACUUAUCAUCCGAUGUGUUUCUCAGAUGGUAUUGUCGCGUGUAAAUAAUGUUAAGUCGGGAUGGAAAAGCAUGUUCAUGGUUUUUACCACAGCAGCAUAUGACGACCACAAGAAUAUUGUUUUUCUAUCCUUUGAGAUUAUCGAGAAGAUUAUUCGAGAAUAUUUCCCAUACAUAACUGAGACAGAAACCACCACUUUUACAGAUUGUGUGAACUGCCUUGUUGCAUUCACCAACAACAGGUUUAGCAAGGAUAUCAGUCUCCGGUCCAUCGCUUUCCUCCGGUAUUGUGCAACAAAGCUUGCAGAAGGAAAUCUUAAAUCACCAUCAACGAACAAAGACAAGGAAACUUCCGGAAAGACUCCUCAGUCAUCUCUCCAAACAGGAAAAAGCGGAAGACUAGAGAACGGAGAGAUCGUAAACAGCAAUAAUCAGCUAUACUUUUGGUUUCCUCUACUAGCAGGCUUGUCAGAGCUUAGUUUCGAUCCAAGACCAGAAAUCAGGAAAAGUGCUCUACAGAUUCUGUUCGACACCUUACGCAACCACGGCCACUUAUUUUCUCUCCCAUUAUGGGAAAAAGUAUUCGAAUCUGUGUUAUUUCCUAUAUUUGACUACGUACGGCAUGGUAUUGAUCCAACUGGCGGAGACGAGUCUCCAGAUCAAGGAAGUCAUGGUGAUGUGGACGAGAUAGACCAUGAUGCUUGGCUAUACGAGACCUGCACGUUAGCACUACAGCUUGUUGUGGAUCUCUUUGUCAAAUUCUACACUACAGUCAAUCCACUUCUAAAGAAAGUACUAAUGCUUCUUGUGAGCUUCAUAAAGAGACCUCACCAGAGCCUUGCAGGGAUUGGUAUCGCUGCGUUUGUUCGUCUUAUGAGCGACGCUGGUGUCUUGUUUUCUGAAGAGAAAUGGUUAGAAGUAGUGUCGUCUUUGAAAGAAUCGGCCAAGACGACGUGUCCAGACUUUUCUUAUUUCCUCAGCGAAGAGUAUGUGGAGAGAAGCCAGAGAAAUGCAGAGUCUGUGGCUCCAGUUGGCUCGGAUGGUAAUGAAGAGAGUCAGACAACAGCACUCCGCCUUUACGCCGCUAUCUCUGAUGCUAAGUGCCGUGCUGCUGUUCAGCUUUUGUUGAUUCAGGCUGUGAUGGAGAUCUACAACAUGUACAGACCUCAGCUCUCAGCGAAAAACACGUUAGUUCUCUUCGACGCAUUGCACGGUGUAGCGUUACAUGCUCACAGCGUAAACAGCAACUCGAUACUCCGUUCAAGACUACAAGAGCUAGGACCCAUGACGCAAAUGCAAGAUCCUCCACUACUUCGUCUCGAGAACGAGUCUUACCAAAUCUGCCUCACGUUCUUACAGAAUCUCGUCACAGACGAAAGCAAAGAAGCAGGAGAAGAAGAAGAAGAGGAAAUAGAGUCACUCCUAGUCAAAACCUGUCAAGAAGUUCUCAACUUCUACAUCGAAACCUCUUCUUCUGCGAAAAAACAACAGUCAGAGUCAUCACGAGGAAGCGGGUACCGAUGGAGGAUACCUCUGGGAUCAGGGAAACGAAGGGAGUUAGCAGCAAGAGCUCCUCUUAUAGUUGCAACACUCCAAGCGAUGUGUACAUUGGAAGAAGCAUCGUUUGAGAAGAACAUGAAGUCUCUGUUUCCACUUCUGGCUAGCUUGAUUAGCUGCGAACACGGGUCUAGUGAGGUUCAGGUUGCUCUUGCCGACAUGCUCGGCUUAUCGGUUGGUCCAGUUCUACUCCAGUGGUGCUGAUUUUUUUUUUGGGUUUGGCUUUCAAUAUUUUCAUUUCGGAUUGUGAUGUUAAAUGAUUGCCUAUAGAGAGCUCUCUUUUUAUUCAACGGUUCAAAUAUAUAAAACUCGCCUAUUUGGAUUUGAUGGGCUUAAGUUACCUUAGGCCCAACCCACCUGCAAACUACGCCGUAUUUGUCUGCACGUAGUUGGUAUAACGGUCAACGUCUCUGUAUAUAACGAUUAGAUUUUCUACGUGGCAAGUAGUCAUGAGCACAAUAGUCAAAACCCUAAAGUAGACACACUCCUUGUCUUUAUUUCUUCAGUUUCAGGCUUCUCCAGUAUGCUCACCCUCUAACGCCUGAGACUCUGAGAGCUCAAUCUAUUUCGCCGUCGUUGCAACGUUCUCAGCUUCGAUCAUCUACACUGUGCGUACUAUUAGCAUCACCGCCUCCAUCUGAUCCGUCGCUCAUCUCUCUCGUUGUCUAUUAGAAUCCUGAUUGAAUUUCACCUUGAAAGAUGACAGCUUUGAAAGGUUACGGCUUGAUUUCCGUUGACUCUGCCCUCCAUUUCCCUCGUCCACAUCAACUCGAGGGCUACAAGAG
Messenger RNA from Raphanus sativus (radish), 5381 nucleotides. RefSeq names its product brefeldin A-inhibited guanine nucleotide-exchange protein 2. Gene Ontology annotation, molecular function: guanyl-nucleotide exchange factor activity. Gene Ontology annotation, biological process: regulation of ARF protein signal transduction. Gene Ontology annotation, cellular component: trans-Golgi network. The record is from RefSeq and is a predicted model, not a curated record. Lineage: Eukaryota; Viridiplantae; Streptophyta; Magnoliopsida; Brassicales; Brassicaceae.